AUGGCUCUACUCGCUUUCUUCAAGAUAUUUGGUCGCAAAACAUUCAAAGACUGCGCUACUACCCUCCAAAACGCCCUUAAGUAUCAACAACGAAGGUCACUGGCAUCUCUGCGCAGCCGUCUUGACAUACUAAGAAAAAGACAUCCGGGACUGUGGGAGCAGGGGUGGGACCUCAAGAUGGGCCAAUCCGUGAUCAAGGAGUCGUUGUUGCAAUACCAUGAUCAGGUUCUCUUCUCAAAGUACGUCGACGAAUACAUACAACAGCUAUACCAGGAACAAAACGUAAAGAGGGCUAGAGAGCAAGAGAGCAGGGAUCCCCCCCAGAGCUCUACAGAAUCGAUAUUAAAUCUACAUGAUUUUGAUCUUGCACAAGAUACUGCCGGGUCGUGCGACUUUAUGUCAGGCGCCAAUGGAUCUCCUUACCUGAUAGAGUCAGAGCUACGAAGCCUGGACUAUCGACCAGCGCAGUUGAUCGAUCAUGAAUACACCAUUCAGAGCUGGGACUCGUUGCAGGACGUCUUAUGGAGACCAUAUGAGCCUCAUAGUAGUGACUGUGGUGGUGUCCCAAGUCACUUUAGUGCCCGAUACUCAGGGUUCUGGCAAGUACGUGUAGCCGAUGACGAUGUCCCGAGUGGCCGAAUGGCUACUUUGCAGUCUUCUCCGCUCGUUCUAGCGGCACUCAAUGCGAACUAA
Molecule: messenger RNA, 693 nt
Organism: Pseudovirgaria hyperparasitica
Lineage: Eukaryota; Fungi; Ascomycota; Dothideomycetes; Acrospermales; Acrospermaceae
Exons: 2
Coding region: 1-693 (230 amino acids)
Source: RefSeq, a predicted model, not a curated record